AGGAACUAACAUUAAUAGCUUUUACCACUACACAAGUAGUAGUAUUUGUAACAAUUACUUUAGAUUGUGAUAAUGUCGGAUCCAACACAGCUGCUCCUCCAGCGUGGCAUUGGGGCCAUUCUGUCCAGCUUGGGGGGCGGUAAACUGAAGGGCGGCCAAGCUGCUGAGCUGAAGAAGACGCCUCCUAAGGCAAAGGUGCCCAGAAAAAUACCGCAGCCACAGAAACAACCACAGAAACAGGAACAGCAACAAGGAUUUGACCUGGACACCACAGUAGAAUUUUCAGGAUGGGAAGACAUCAGUUCACAUCAAAACAUUGGUUUUCAGGGGGAAUACACAAAGGACGAUUGUGACUCAAGAGCAGGAAAAUCUGUUGAAGAAAAAAUUGAAGCUCCUCCUGAAGAACCUAAUAAUAAAAAUGAAGGCCAAGCAGGAAGGAGACAAGACCCACCACCUAGACGAGGUCGAUCUGAUAGGCCGCGACCUUCUCAGGGGCGUUCCCCACCACAUCCGAGAGGUCACUAUGAAAGUCGUGAUCGUUCUGGAUAUGGUGGGAGAAUGGGUUCAGCUGGCAGGGACUACAAUCGCUAUUAUGAUAAUUAUGAUGAUUAUGAUCGAAGGUCUCCAUAUGGUGGGGGUCGUUAUGACAGGGGAAGAUAUGACAGAAGCAACGUUCCAUACAGUGACAGGCAGACAUAUGAUGAUUUACAUUACAGAAGCAGGGCUGAUUCUGACCCAUACCCUUAUGAACGUAACAAACGCCGCACUCCACCUCCUCCAAGGAUAUCCUCAACCCAGAAAACCUUACCAGCUGUUCCACUACCACCCCUAGAUGCUCCUGUUCGUGGGCCAACUGGAACACUUCUCAAACAACUGUCUGACUGUGAGGUGAGGGAUGAAAAGGAUGUGGACCUUGCCUCCGAUGUUAUCACCAUGCUUUUAAAGGGUCUCUCGGAUUUCCACAGGAAACAAGGUUCUUCCAGUUCUGUUCAUUUGAUAUCAGAGGCACAGAUCAAAUUUGACAUUAUGAAAGAGCUCAUAAAUGUGCCCAACCCAGAGGUGUCAACUUGGAUGUGAACCACACAGAUACAACAAACACCAGAAUAUCAUAAUGCAGCAGCCAUUACUGAACAACCAGUAAGCUUCACCUUGGAUGUGAAUUAUUGUACAAAUGCAAUAAACAGUAAAAUAUUUAUGAAGUAAACACUAUGAAAAAAA
Molecule: messenger RNA, 1218 nt
Organism: Homarus americanus (American lobster)
Lineage: Eukaryota; Metazoa; Arthropoda; Malacostraca; Decapoda; Nephropidae
Exons: 9
Coding region: 73-1077 (334 amino acids)
Source: RefSeq, a predicted model, not a curated record